GCAGUCUCAUCUGUGAUGCUGGGGCCACCCUACAACCAUACAAUGGAACCCCCUGCCAUCGUCCUGGUGGGUAUUCCAGGUCUGCAAUCUUCACAUCUUUGGCUGGUUAUCUCACUGAGCAUCAUGUAUACCAUAGCCCUGUUAGGAAACACCCUCAUAGUGACUGUAAUUUGGAUGGAUUCCACUCUACAAGAGCCCAUGUACUGCUCCCUGUAUAUUCUGGCUGCUGUGGACAUUGUUAUGGCCUCCUUGGUAGUGCCCAAGAUGGUGAGCAUUUUCUCCUUAGGAGACAGCUUCAUCAGCGUUAAUGCUUGUUUCACUCAGAUGUAUUUUGUCCAUGCAGCCACAUCUGUGGAGACAGGGCUGCUACUGGCCAUGGCUUUUGACUGCUAUGUGGCCAUCUGUAAGCCCCUACACUACAAGAGCAUUCUCACACCUCAAGUGGUACUGGGAAUGAGUGUGAUCAUCACUAUCAGAGCUAUCAUAUUCAUGACUCCACUGAGUUGGAUGGUGAGUCAUCUGCCAUUCUGUGGCUCCAAUGUGGUUCUCCAUUCCUACUGUGGGCACAUAGCUGUGGCCAAGUUGGCAUAUGCCGACCCCAUGCCCAGUAGUCUCUACAGCUUGAUUGGUUCCUCCAUUACUGUGGGUUCUGAUGUGGCCUUUAUUGCUGCCUCCUAUAACUUGAUUCUUCAGGCAGUAUUUGGUCUCUCCUCAAAGAAUGCUCAGUUGAAAGCAUUAAGCACAUGUGGCUCCCACGUGGGGGUUAUGGCUCUGUACUACCCACCUGGGAUGGCAUCCAUCUAUGUGGCCUGGCUAGGGAAGGACAUAGUGCCUUUGCACAUCCAGGUGCUGUUAGCUGACUUGUACCUAAUCAUCCCACCAACCUUAAACCCCAUCAUCUAUGGCCUGAGAACCAAACAAAUAAGGGAGUGAACAUGGAGCUUGCUGACGCACUGCCUCUUUAACCACUCCAACCUGGGUUCAUGAACACAAAGUCUGUUCAGACCUUGAGCGUUCCAGCCAAGUUCAAAGAUGCCUUAGAGGUCUGUGGAGCUGGUUUGGUUCACCUGGUACCACAGAAGUUCUAAGAUGAAGCUGUAAAGGGUAACUUUGCCUAACUUUUCAAUUUUUAGCAAGGAUAUAAAUGAAAUAAUUUUCUGACAAUGUGUUUUAUGGUUUCAAUUAACUAGUAUCUGAAUCAGAGGUAAGUCUGGGAAGAGAAUAUAGAUUUGGGAUUUUUCUUUCCUUAGAUUCUGACCUACAUUUCCAACUUAGUAUCCUACCAGUCCCUCUGCAGAAGAAACCAACUGUUAGGCACCCCCAUACCUGACUGAU
Messenger RNA from Balaenoptera musculus (blue whale), 1335 nucleotides. Its product is annotated as olfactory receptor 52I2. Gene Ontology annotation, molecular function: olfactory receptor activity; G protein-coupled receptor activity. Gene Ontology annotation, biological process: G protein-coupled receptor signaling pathway. NCBI's taxonomy places the organism in Eukaryota, Metazoa, Chordata, Mammalia, Artiodactyla, Balaenopteridae. The record is from RefSeq and is a predicted model, not a curated record. Gene Ontology annotation, cellular component: membrane.